Molecule: messenger RNA, 2075 nt
Organism: Acanthaster planci (crown-of-thorns starfish)
Lineage: Eukaryota; Metazoa; Echinodermata; Asteroidea; Valvatida; Acanthasteridae
Gene: wdr55
Product: WD repeat domain 55
Molecular function (GO): protein binding
Source: RefSeq, a predicted model, not a curated record
CCGGCCGGGCCCUCAUUUGGGCCUGAUUCGCAAUCUGUCUGAGUAGCAAUCAUGGCGACCUCCGAGGCGAGCAACGUGACACUGACAGGUGGUACAAGCGAAGGGGUAGAAUCCGACGAGGCUAGCGACUUGUCUGACACAAGUUACAGUGAUGAAGAGUCAGCUAGUGAAGAGGAACAAGAAAAAGCAGAAUCUGAUGAAACAACAGCACCGAAACCCAAGACCAUUGUAUGCGAUGACAUGGUGACAAGACUGAGCUGUCACCCCAAUGACAACAUACUGGCUGCAGCUAUGAUGGAUGGCACCGUCAAACUUUUUUCCUACUCCUGUGAGACAUCCAAUGAAGAGAUCUUGUCUCUCUCCGCACAUCAGAAGGCCUGCCGUGGAGUAGCAUUCUCUGAAGAUGGCAAAACCUUAUUCACAAUAUCGAGAGACAAGUCGCUCAGGGUGUUUGACGUCAGCACGGGUCACACCUCCCAGCAGUUCAUCAAGGCUCAUAGCAGCCCGCUCUACUGCCUGCUGGUGGCAGACGAGAAUCUCGUCGCCACGGCAGACGACGAUGGGCAGUUCAAAGUCUGGGAUCUGAGAAAGAAACAUGCAAUCAUGGAAGUGAAAGAGAACGAAGAUUACAUCAGUGAUAUGGCCAUUGAUAAGGCCAAACGCAUCAUUGUGGCCAGCAGUGGCGAUGGUACAAUGUCAACCUUCAACAUCCGACGAAGGAAGUUUGUGAUGCAGUCAGAGAACGUCCAGAAUGAAAUGAUGACCGUCGCAAUAGUCAAGGAUGGCAAGAAAAUCGUCUGCGGCGCGAGCGACGGCGCCCUCAACAUCUACAACUGGAACGAGUUUGGCGAUCUGAGCGACCGCUUCCCGGGACACCCCCAGUCAGUGGACACCUGUGUCGCACUGACCGACAGCAUGGUCUGCACUGGAAGCAUGGAUGGAAUGAUAAGGGCUGUCAACAUCCUACCCAACCGGUUCCUGGGUGUCAUCGGUGACCACGAUGACUUCCCCAUCGAGUCCCUGGCCCUCUCGGCGGACAAGCAGAUCCUGGCCAGCUGCUCCCACGACCAGAAGAUCAAGUUCUGGAACGUGGCACACCUCCUGGCGAAGGAGGUGGACCCCCACGCCAAAGCCGAGCGCAAGAAUAAAUUCAGGCACUUUGACGCCAAAGGGAAACACGAGAACUUUUUUGCAGGAUUAACGUAGCACAAACCACAUUUAGUUAGUUUGUAAUUCGGAUAUAAAAUUGUUUCGUUUUUUUUUUUUUGCAUUAUACAAUAUAUAUGUACAGUGUACAUAAUUACAAUUUGAAGGUAUGCUGACGGUUUUUAACCUUCUCACAAAGCGACUUUCAUCAGAUCUUGGCCAUGAAGUGGCAGAUUUUCCCCACAGUUUGCUCUGCUUGAACAUGCUUUGAUAAGGCUUUUUCCAAGGACAAUCAACCUGCAGGAGACGUUGGGGAAUCUUGACUGAAAGGGGCAGGUCCUCAUGGGAGGAGCUACAACUUGGUAAUGCACCUGAUUGUUUUCUUUUUUCUAUAUCUUGGAGGACCUCAAGCUUGAUCAACCAGUUGAAAAGUUUUGAACGGUCCACAUUGCAUACACUUUGAUAUAAUAUUGCAUGUGUUUUUAAAUUAAAAGAUCUCUGCAACUGUCAUCAGUAAUUGGAGAUGCGAUAUUUUGCAGUUGUUUCAAGUUCCUAGUAAUAUAAAGUCUUUUCAGCAAAAAGCCCACUCCUAAGCUUUCCUGUCCAAGCCCCCAGUUCCAUUAUUUUAACCACAAGAAGUGCCUCUAGGUGACAUUACUCACAAUGCGAUGUGUGCUUGUAAUAUCAUAUGUGACCUCUUGCUGGACUCUGAGGAAGAAGUAAUCUCAUUUUCCUUUUUUUUUCAUCGCUUAAUAAGGCAUCAGUUGUCUUGCAAUGUGAUCUGUGGGUAAAGCCUCAUUUAAUCAGCCUUUUUUUAUCAGGGAAAGGGUUGAUCAUCAUAUUUACCCUUCAAGAAUUAUAUUCAGUAUAUGACAUAGAUUGUGAAUUGGAAUCAACUAUGACAUUGGAAUAAAUGAACGGUUGCCAAU